Messenger RNA from Pimephales promelas (fathead minnow), 1384 nucleotides. NCBI's taxonomy places the organism in Eukaryota, Metazoa, Chordata, Actinopteri, Cypriniformes, Leuciscidae. The record is from RefSeq and is a predicted model, not a curated record.
GAUACGGCCACACUACGCCGCUCUCUGAUGCGGGUAAAGCGUUCUCCAUCGUGUAUGCUUUGAUCGGAGUGCCCUUCACCAUGCUGGUGCUCACAGCCUGCGUCCAGCGCCUCAUGCACCCCCUGACCUACGGGCCGAUCUCCCUGUGCCAGCAGCGGGCCGGCCUGCACCGCCGCGCGGCCAGUGUUGUGCACUUCAUCGUACUGAUGGUCCUGGUGGUGCUCGGCUUCUUCGUGAUUCCGGCGCUGGUGUUCAGCGCCAUAGAAGAAUCCUGGUCUUUCUUGGACGCCUUCUACUUUUGUUUCAUCUCCCUCUGCACUAUUGGACUGGGGGACUUUGUGCCAGCAGAAAAGCCAGGACAGAGACUCAGAGCUUUGUACAAGAUAUCAGUCAUGGUGUACCUGUUUGUGGGCUUGAUGGUCAUGUUCCUGGUCCUUCGCACGUUCCACAAGCUUGCAGAUGUGCACGGGUGGACCGCUUUCUUCCAGCUGCCGAGUUGCGAGGAGGAAGAUGAGUAUAAAGAGCCAAUAAUAGAUGGCAAGCCUGAUGACGAAUCGCCCGAGGCUGAGAAGGCCUCAAUAAAGCAGCGGGAUCCCAACUCUCAAGUGUCCUACAACUCCAUAAAUGGAUAAAAUACUAGAUCUUUCCUCAUUCGCAUAAGAUCACUUCUUUCUGCUGUGUCCUGCACUGGUAAGUUGUCUUUAACUGCAGCACCUCCGAGGUCAAGUCAGUCGAGUAUGAACACUUGCAAUACAACACACCUCACUGUUGGGCAGAACAUCUUGGAACAAAGCAUCUGGGUGGAUUGUACCAUUUUCAUGAACCAUAUGAUUAUUUUUUCCCUGUUUGGAGUUUUCAAAUUUGAUCUUCAAGACUUUAGUAAUGUUGCCAUUCUUUUAGGAAAUUGAAAACGUGCUCAUUGUGUCCUACGUGUGAAUGUUCUCUGUGGUUUUGUGUAGGAUUUGUAACUGAUUGCUAUUUUCAUAUUCAGAUAUAUUUCCAGACUAUUAAUUUUUUUUUUUUUUUUUGGACCAAGACCUCGCAAUCUGGACAGAAGAACAGGAAGACAAUGCCGUCCAGUAUGAAAUGAAUUGAAUCAUUGCUUUCUGAGCUAGCUAAUGUUGUUUUUUUAUGCCUUGGGAUGUGUGGAUCUUCAGAAGCACUUUAUAACUGGCUUUUUACAUUUUAUAAUUGACAGCCAAUGACUGAAUGCUGGACAGUCUUUAUUGUGGUAUUGCACAUUCAUUCAUUGUUCUUUGUAUUAUUAUUAUAUAGUAAAUGUUGGAUGGUAGGGAACAAAAACGUGUCUAUUCAUGUCAGAACAAAAGGUGUUUUAAGAAAUGCAUGCACAGAAAAAUAAAAUAAAAACGUUUUUGGUACUUUG